Molecule: messenger RNA, 11199 nt
Organism: Patiria miniata (bat star)
Lineage: Eukaryota; Metazoa; Echinodermata; Asteroidea; Valvatida; Asterinidae
Product: protein dopey-1-like
Exons: 27
Coding region: 224-7903 (2559 amino acids)
Biological process (GO): Golgi to endosome transport
Cellular component (GO): trans-Golgi network; endosome
Source: RefSeq, a predicted model, not a curated record
UCAUGUGGCCGGCUGCAGUGUACAUGUACACCAUACACGUGGACAGUACACUGUGAUUGCUUGGUGCAUGUCUAUAUUCACUGUGUGGCUGCAUGAGUAACAUCAAAUUUUACAAAUUUGACUGUGACAUCAGAGUGUCUGUCCUUUGGUGUGAUUGCCAGUUUUGUUUUGUGCAGCCAAGUUGCCAUUUCUGCUCAGACUGUCAGUAAAGCAAUCAUACAUCAUGAAUCUUGACGAGAGUGAGUUGAUGUCGGAUCCCAAGUUCAAGGCUUACGCAGCGGCCGUGGACAAAGCACUCAAAGGAUUUGAGUAUUCCAGUGAGUGGGCAGAUCUCAUCUCAGCGUUGGCUAAACUCAUCAAGGUCCUUCAAAGCAACUCUACUCGCUACUCCGUCAUCCCCAAACGGCUGCUGAUUGGUAAACGUUUGGCCCAGUGCACCCAUCCCGCCCUCCCCAGCGGUGUCCAUCUCAAAGCCUUGGAGACCUAUGAUCUGAUCUUCCGUACCAUCGGUCCUAAACAGCUAUGCCAGGAUAUGUUCAUCUACAGCGCUGGGUUGUUCCCAUUACUGGGCAGUGCUGCCAUGGCAGUCAAGCCUAAACUACUGCAUCUGUAUGAGGAGCAUUACUUGCCGCUCGGUGAACAUCUCAAGCCAUGCCUGACUGGACUACUGCAGGGAAUCAUGCCUGGGUUAGAAGAAGGAUCCGAGUAUUUUGAUAGGACCAAUGCCUUAUUGGAACAGCUCUGUGCAGGAAUGGUCAAGUCUAAUUUCUAUAGUGCUCUAUGGGAAUGCGUGUCGACCAGCCCUGGUGUGCGUCUCCCUGCAGUGUCUUUUGUCUUAUCUCAACUUGACCGCAAAGCUUCAAUGAAAGAACAGCAACACAUCCUUGGCAAUAACAGAAUCACAUUGGUCAAUGCAGUGUGUGAUUCCCUGUAUGAUUCCGUGGUUCUGGUCCAGCGUACCAUCCUUGAUCUGGUACUACUCUGCUUCCCGCUUCAUGACUUCUGCGUAUCCAGAGAUGAGCAGACUCGUAUUAUGACAGCUGCACUCAAUGUUCUCUUGCGUCGUGACAUGUCCCUCAAUCGUCGCCUAUUCAGCUGGUUGUUAGGCACCAAUUCCAGGACAGCAGAGCCAAAGCUUGCAAGCAAACCAGCCGUAGAGCGAUCAGAUAGCAUACUGAGUGCCGAAGAGGAGACGUCAGCGUACUUUGAGGCACACUCCAAAGUCAUGUUGGUGGAAUCUCUCAAAUUCUGGUUGCACACCAUUCCAAGUGGUUUGAACGAUGACGAGACAAAGGCAGCCAUUUUGAAGCCUUACAAGCUCCUGAUCAGCCUCCUGGACAAGCCAGAAUUAAGCAUGAUCAUCGUAGAGGAUGUUUUCAUUGAGGUAUUCCGUGCCUUGUACAACCGCUGCACCACCGCAUCUGCGAAUGACGUAUGGAAGGGGCUAAUCUCAGACUCUCAGGAAUCAUUGCUGCUGUCCGCGCCAACAAGGAAGCUCCUAACACGCAGUGCUCGUCCUGUAGAACUCAUCAAGACGGCCAAUCUGCUCUUUGGUGUCUUUGAGCCAUACUUCAUGUGGGAAUUCAUCGCACAACGGUUUGAUCAGUGCUGUCAACAGACAGUCAUGCGAGGAGGAAUGGCGCCCUCUAUUGGUGAUGAUAGCAGUGCACUUACAUGCUCAGAAAUGUGUAGACUGGUAGAUUUCCUCCUCGACAUUGUGGCACUGGAAACAUAUUUAGAAACAACAACUGAGUACCUUCCAAACCUACUUUGCAAAUUGACGGUAUCCCUCUCCAACUACUGUCAGUAUCUGAGCCUCUCUGAAAUCAAAGACACACUGCGUCUGUGCAACAAGCUACUGACUAAGGUACAGCCAUCCAUGGUUACCAGUCCUAAUCAAUGGGAUACCAGCACACCUCAGAGGCUGCUGGCUCAUGUGGAUAUCAUUGAGAAGGGUUGGGAGGAAGUCAAUGGUGGCAGCGGUGGGAUAACUGGUACAGAUGCCUCACCACAGCAAUCAUCCACACCAAAACAAACCACCCAAACCCAGUCUGUGAUCAAUUCAUCAGAUGGUAGUCAGGGGAUCAGCUCAGGAUCAGGUGCUGUGCAGGAUGAAUCGCCAGAGAGUGAGAGAAAUGACAAAACCAAGCAAGGCAAGCCAAGUUCAUCCAAGAAAUUUCCUCUCAGUCCUCGGAGAUCAUUGGACAGGCUGUCAUCUGAACGCCUCGAGGAUGCAGAGUUGGCAGCCCUGGAUGAUGACUUCCAGAUUGAGCGGGUCAAACGCCCGACUAAAAUGCAAAGCCUUGAUUCCCCAUCCAAAGAAGAGACAGUUGAAUUCCGUCCCUCCCACCGCCGAACCCCAAGUUCCGUCUCCUUGACAACCAGUCUAGCCGAGAGCGAUCAAGACGGUCAACCAAUCUUCAUCAUGCAGGCGUGUGUGCAAUGCUACCAGGCAUUCUUUGCCAAGUUUGUCAGCAGCAAGAUUCUUCCAGAGGCGGAGGUUGUCAAGAAGUACCUGAAGAAGCUGAACGUGAAGUGCAAUGGUACGCAAGAGAAGCGACAGCCAUCUGGUGGGGAGGGCAUGAAGGGUAAACGACCUCAGAACCUUGGAGAUAUGCCAGACAAAAUGAUGAGUGAGGAUGGUAGGCUACGGACCAACUCAGCACUGACUACAGAUGAGGCUGUGGCUGCAUUCCUCAGGGAUGUAGAUCUACAGUGCACCAGUUCUCCAAGUGCCUUGCAAGCCUUCUCUACAGCUUGUCAUCUGUUGGUUGAGUUUGCUUGCUUCCCAAUGUACUGUAACGAGACAGCCUCAGCUGCGCAUAUUGUUACACCUACUACCACGGGUAGUGCACUUGGCUUACCAGACUGGCUCCAGACCCUGGUUGCAUGCAGUUGCUAUGUCAAUAACUUCAUUCUCCAGACUACGGCCAUCUCCACCACCUUAGAGCUGAUAGCUUUGACUAAGUCCGUCACAGACCGUUCAGACAGUAAGCUGGUACUGCCUAACCCACCCAACUCCCCUAAGACAGACUCAGGGACCAUCUCUGUGGUGCUGAUUCCUGCUGUCUCUGCAUCACAUCUGCACACAAUCAACUUUGGCACCAGCUUUUUCCAAAGAGUAGCAACCAGUCUGUGGCAUCACAUGAGUGCCAGUACUCCCAACUGUCAUCAGAAGAGUGCUGAUCUACUGCAUCAGCUUCACAAUGUAGCACCUGAUGUCUACAUCUGUGAAGACAUCAUUGGAAAUUCACUGGUGCAGACCAAUAAGGCUGUUUCCUUGGCCGCACACAUCAAGUAUGCUCAGCUCUGGCAUCUGAUCAGAUCACAGAUUCUGAGUGCAAGUCCAGCAAGCAAAGUACUCACAUUUGACAGAUCUCUGUUAGUCAUGAUGGACAGUCUAGAGUGUCCCGACUGCAUGAUACGUUCAGUCACCCAGACCUGGUUAGUGCAUGCCAUAGACCGGGGUGAUAUCGCUAGACUCCUGGAACCCAUCCUCCUAGUACUCCUCCACCCAGCCACAGCCCGUGUGUCUGUGCAGUUCCUUCACACCAAACCUGAUCAGAAGUCGCUGGGCGAUGGCAAGACUGAUGAGGCUGGAGGUGAAGAUGUGGAGAAUAGAAUCUACAGCAUCAGCAGUGUCGAUGGAGAGGUGAAGUACUAUGUUAUCAAGGAUGGUAAGCGAGCCAUAGCUAUCAACCCUAGCAAACAAGAUCCUGUCUUUGCCUGCACCACCAUUGAUGAUAAGAUGAAAUACGUAACCAACAAAGCAAACACCGGUCUGCGUUACAGCGUACCUCCUCAGAUGCUCAGUAAGACACUGAGUGUCACCGUCAAUCCAAUGAACCAAUCAGCAUACAUUAGUGACACUGACAGCGAUGUAUCUGCUAGUCCAAAAACAAAAGCCAACUCGUCUCGUAAACCUUCUAAGGACGACAGUGCAGAUAAGAGAAAGAAUCGCAGAGUUCCUGGAGAGAGACGACCGUCUGACCUCAGUAACUUGACAGAAACGUUAGCUGGGAAGGUCACUCCAAGCACAAGCACUGAUGAUCUAUGUGAGGAGCCCUCGUAUGUCUACAAUGAAGAUGUGGAUGAAAGUCCUGAAGAUGCUGUCAGGAGCAUUUUGAUGUCAUUGGUUGAGGAAGCAAUGAGACAAGUUGAUGGUGUCGGCCAAGACAGUGAUAGCAGAGCAGCAGAGAAAUUGAUAGUCCCUGCUGGCAACAAGCAGUCCUACGUUGUAACCUCAGCAUCUCCAAGAUCCAAGGCAGCCGUCAGAUCUGGUAACUUGGAUAAUAUGUCUCCAGAAGACUACAUCCUGGAUGAUCUUGAGAAUGCCAUGUCUGGACUUGAGACCGAACCUAGUGAUGUUGAGAUGGCAGAAGCUGCGACUGAAGAUAGGUCACCACAAGGUCAAACCAAGAUGCUCCCUGCAUUGAAACUGAAUGCCGUACCACCCUUACAGCAGCAUAUUUUGCUCUAUGUGCAGGUAUACGAUGCACAACGUAUGUUGUAUGUUUUGUCUACGAUCAAAGCAAUACUUAGCACUAACCCAUGGCCGUUUGUCUGUGCAAUGUCAUCAACCAGCAUCAGCAGCACCAACACUCCCCAGCUGAUUAAACUGCAGCAACUCUUGGCAAGACAUAAACGCUGCAUCACAGGGCAGGAUUUCUACUCGGACCUUGAACAAGAGGCUCUGACAGUCUUCCGCAGUAGCACUUAUCUGGAGAUAGUUGUUCUCAUCUGUGUCUACUACAUGAGAAGCUACUAUCCACGUGAUCUCAAAGCUAGUGAGAAUGACGUCCAUGGUAAUCGAGAUGUACAGAUAGCAAGCAUGGAGGUUCUCCGUCUGAUCCUACAUGAGCUUGUCUACAUUGUCAAGGACAGUGGCCGUGGCUUGGCAACAUUCAUCAGCGAUCUCCUCAUCAGAUCCAAAGUCCAGAAAGCAGUCCUGUACUGCCUGCUGUCAUCUGUCUUCAACAGUCACCACAGAGGUAAAAACCAAAGCACGGAGCCAGAGAUCAUCCUGGAUAUCUCUCAAGAUAUGUCUGACCGAGGUGCGCAAGCCUUCCAGAUCCAGCUGCUCAAACUGGCCAGGACUCUUAUCUUCCUAGAGGACCAACUCUUCACGUUGAAGGAUGACACAGACACAGGCAGCAGCGCCGAUAGCGAGUGGGAGUACCUCCGCAUGAAGUUCACUCCACAGAAGGCUUCAUCCGUUGGGUUUGUGCGCUCAGAGCGUUUUGGGAGCCAGUCCAUCUUCAUCACAGCUGUCCUGAGUGCUCUCAAGCAGUACCAAAUCUGCCACAUGCACAGACACUGGGUCUCAGUGGUGACUGAAGCACUCCCACACCUUGAGAGAGGAUUGCCUAAGCUGGCUCUACCUGUCUGCAAUCAACUCUGUAAGAAUCUGGAGCAGUUAACUAUUCUCUAUACACCAGGAGACUCGGCCAAGAAGUUGGAGGUGAACCUGGAGAAUGUUCCCCCAGACCAUGUCGUGACCAUGUUGGAAGGCCUGACCACCAUCUGCCAUUUCUGCUUGUUAGAGAGUACCUCUAACCUGUCUGCCAUGGGGAGUAGACACUCAGGUCCAGUCACUAGCAGCACUAGUACCUUAGACUCAGAGAGCAGUACCUCCACGCCACUCCUCAGUAGUCUACUGGGAGCUCUGACUAGAGACAAAAGCAAGAGUACCAGCAAUCCAUCCAGUGGUCAGUCCAACAGCCCCAAGGCAGAGGCACGCAAGGGGCUGCUGGGUAUGUUGCCUCGUAUUGUCUCUAGCGUGGCUAAGCUAUGGGCAGUGGUCUUAAGAUGUGAGAGGUUGAGAGAUUCCAUCUCCAAGCCCGAAGAGCCUCCCAGUUGGAGCUUUGGCCCACCGAAGCUGUCUACCGAGGGCACCAGACAGCAGAUAUUGGAGUUACUGAGUCCCAUAGCGUUGCAUCAUCCAGUCAAUUUGAUGGCUGCUAUUGGGGUGGUGUGGAGCGACUGGAAAAAGAAAAGUGCAACUAAACAGUGUACAGUUGUACCACAGGCAUGUGAGGAUCAGGUCGUGUUGGUAGAGCUAGUGAGUGCCAUCAGAGCUAUGCCUACGGACACACUGAUGCAGACCAUCAAACAGGUCUUAAAAGCACCACCCUUCACAAUCAGAGAUAAGGACCAGCCUGGUUUAGAGACUAGCAUGCUUCAGUUUGUAUAUUGCUACAUCGGCCGUAUGUCUGUCAUGUCAGUCAGAGAUUCCUGGCAGUCAUUGCUGUCAUUGUUGAAGGAAGGAUUACAGCUUGGUCUGGCACCACCGGGACAGUUCCUGCUGCUACGUAUUUUGAAUGAGAUUGUGCACAAGAUUCCAGCCUUUGAAGAUCGGAAGGACCAGAAGGAACUUCAGGAGGUUACCCAGCGUCUGGUUGAGGCAUGUAAUACCAUCGCUGGCUCAUCCUUGGAACAAUCAACCUGGCUACGAAGAAAUGUCUCUGUCAAGAUCAGCCCACAGGAGCAGAACAUCAGCCAGACUGAUGCUGUAGAGACAGCAGGCGGUGACUCAGCCUCUGAGAUGACUUCAGUGACUCCCACGGACCCCAGCACACCAUCUGGUACACCAACUAAGAACUACUCCCAGUAUAGUGUACAAGCACUCAACCUACUAGCUGAGUUAUUGGCAACCUUAUUGGACAUGGUCUAUGGUAGUGAUGAGAAGGAGAAAGUGGUUCCUCUACUGACGUCUAUUAUGCACAAUGUCACCCCUUACCUCAAGAAUCACAGUUCUCCAAACACACCAAGUUUCCGUGCCUGUACUGCCUUACUAUCCAGUCUGAGUGGCUAUCAAUACACCCGUAAAUCCUGGAAGAAAGAUGCCUUCGAUCUGCUGCUGGACCCUUCCUUCUUCCAGCUAGACAUUGUGUCUAUUCACAAUUGGCUGCCAGUUAUUGAUAACCUGAUGACACACGAUAAGACGACAUACAGAGAUCUCAUGGCUCGAGUAGCUGCCUUCCAGAACACCUCUCUCAACCUCUUCACCAGCAAGGAAGCAGAGAUAGAUCAGCGCUCGCAGCUCCUGAAGCGUUUAAGCUUCACCAUCUUCUGCAGUGAGACAGACCAGUACGUCCGCUUCUUACCUGACAUCCAGGAGCGCUUGGCAGAGAGUCUGCGACAGAGCCAGGGACCAGCGGUACAUGAGCAAGUCUUUGUGUGCUUCAGGGUACUCUUACUACGCAUCUCACCUCAUCAUCUGACUGGGCUCUGGCCAACAGUCAUAUCUGAGCUGGUACAAGUCUUCCUGCACAUGGAGGAGCAGCUAUCCAGCAGUGCGCCAGACAACACUAAGAAGUCGGUCAUCAAGCGAGUAGCCAGUACAGACUUUGCUAGUUUCUUCCUGGGUGGUAAUGGUAACACACCACAGACACUGAGUAAUGUAGCCAAGCCGUGGUUGGGGCUGUACCUAGCCGCUUGCAAGCUGCUGGAUCUGGCUAUCUGCCUACCCUCAGAGGAUCUACCACAAUUCCAAGUCUACAAAUGGGCGUUUGUUGGAGGAGGCAAGAGGAAGGAUUCUCCCAUGCAGUUUGUACCUCAUGUAUCAAGAGCAGCACAACUCCUCAGAACCAGAUAUAAACAGGAGAACAACGAUGAGAUGCCUGCCCUCAAGCCGACACCAGGUCGACCGCUUCUGACAAUGUAUCAGAUCCGAUCCAUUGAGGAACUGCUUCCGUUCUUCAACACCGUCUGCCCAGACGUUGACACCAGCCUAGCCAACCAGACACCAGACCUCAUCACAUUAGACAAGGAAGCCAAGACCGUGUCAUCGGGACGAGCAUGGAAGAUAGAAGACUUGGUAGAUGUGGAGGACCUACCACCUAUGGAGUUCAUUCAGAAACUCAUGGAGCGAGACUUCUUGGUCCCUCAUGCUAGUUCCUAAUAUAAUAUACUCAGGUUAUGCUUGUAUUUGCUUCCAUUUAAUGCACAAAACCUGCACUCUUUAUCCUUUGUUGCAAGUUUUACGCAUGAAUGUUUAUCGAGUGCUUCUAUAUCAUGCAGUGCCCUAUAUGUAGCAGGAAACUCAAAGCCAGAAUGAGCCAACGUUGGGCUGGACCGCUGUAUUAUAGGUCUGAUUUUGAACAAAACAAUUUAUUAAAUACACAAUUAGUGCGAUAAGUGCAAUUUUACCGAUUGAAUGGCGGCAUGCAAUUGCAUAAGUCUUAUCAGUCAGAUGCUAAUGUUUAGUGUUCAGAUACUUGAAUUCAAUUUGUCGCUCUUCUUAAGAACCCAGUACGUUUAUCCGUUGAUAGAGGCCUUAUUAAGUGAAAAUGCAUGAUUCCAAAAUGGUCACUUACAAAAUUUCAGAAUACGCAUUUAUACAUUCUGGACUUUCCUUCUUUUUUUUUUAGAUUGACCAAAGCUUUCGUACAGUAUGUAUGUCCUUGGGCCCUGACCAAAGUCAAUCAGCAAUACUCGGACAACUUUAUUCAGUGCAAUAAUAACAGCUGAAGCAACACUUAAAAUAGCCAAAGAAAAAUGCUACCUGUCUUUGCUUAAUAUUGUAUAUGUAUGUGAGCUUUUCAUUUCUGUUGUGUAUUUUCUUACAUAACUUACGUUGUGUAUUUUCUUACAUUUCUUACAUAAGGUUUAGUUUCCAUAAUCUAUGGGCAGCCAAUUCUUUAUUGGCUGAAAGAAAUAGGCAUUGAUAGAAAAAAUAGUGAUGAUGUAUAGUGAUACAUGAGGCUCACUGUAGCUUCAGAAAUGUACAAUGCAACCUGCAGUCCUCUUGAUGUUGUAGUAUCCCAUGUAUUGGUAUUAAACGUACCGCAAUCUUCAGUGAAAAUUUGUUUUUUCUUAUGUCCUACCUAAAGAACACAUAGAAUGUACAUGGUGCAUUUUGUUAAUGAGAAUGUGCAGAGAUAAAUGUCUGAAGUUAUAACCGAGAACGUGACAUACAUAAUAUCUAUGUAGCGUUUAAUAACAUUGAUAUACCUUGUGACUAUACUUGGAACUAGAAUUCAGUUCAGUGAGAGUCAGAAAAAGACAAUUCUGAGUGCCCUUGCGUUAAAAAAAAUUAGAAUGCAUGGGCCCUGAAGCUGGUCUGUCCUGAAAUGCAUUUCUGUCACCGGAACUAUGGGUGGGUUAAAAGUAUUGAUGUUUACCGUACAAUAUUGAAAAUCACACAAGGAAGAUGUUUUGGUAUCGGUGUUCCCUGUUGGCAACAGACAGGCAUGACGUCACAGGUGACACUGUUUAUACAUUUUUAUAGCUCGGGUGUACUUGACAGUUUCACCUAAAUGUCUAACGUGAUGGUUAUAUUACUUUAAGUACUAGUUGUUGGACUUAGCAUUACAGGAAGAAACAGAUGUUUGUAACUAGUGCGAAUGAGAGGUGAAGGGGUAUUGUUCUGUUAUUGGGAAAGAAAAGUUGAUAAAAGAGUCAUUGUGUUGAAAUAAGUUCCAUUCUCUCCUAUCUACUAUUCCAUUGACACAGCUCAGAAGAAAUAUGAUUUGUUUUAAAUUAAAAUUGCAUUACUAAAAGUACUACUAUAAAAGUAGUCAGAAUAGAUGCAUGAACAAUAUGUACAUAUUGAGAUUAAAUGCUUGAAUUGGAAGCAAUUGUAAAGGAGACUGGUAAUACCAUGAGUAGUUGGGUAGAAAUGUACAAUGGAUUGUAUUCUUAUGAAGCCUUCAUAAAGAAGUUGUAAAUUCUAUUUAAAAUAAGGACUUGAGUGUGGUUGCAAAUUAUUCUUUCCUCAAGUCACUUUUGUACAUAUUGGUGGAGUUCAUUCAAAAACCUUGCCUUCAAAAGUUUUACCAUAUGUCUAUUUAUCUUAUGCAAAUGGAUUUGGAUUAUUGUUGGAAAGACAAGUUAUUCAAUAUGAGCCUUGUUGCUUAACGUCAAAGGAAUAUGACUUCAGAAAGUUGGCCUUUUUGUGGAUUUCCAUGUUGGAAGGGGAUUCAUUGCAACCAACUCGACCUUUCUGAAAUAAUCUGCAUUGAAACCUGUUCAUCUAAUGAUCGUUAGUUACAUGCGGCUCAGAAAAAAACCCGGAUUCUGUAAGCAUGAAUACAUUAAGUUAGUUAACUAAUUUAAUUAAUUGUUAGCACUUUGUGUGUGUUUUUUGUUAAACUGUGAAACCAUUUGCUUUGUUCAAUGAUCUGUUAUGUAAAAUGUAUUGAUAUAUAUCUUGUGUAGAGGGCAUAUUAAAGUAUAUGGAUUUUUAACACAACUGCUGUAUAAAUUACAAAGAUUUGAUUUAUGUUAAUCAGGAACGUCCAGUUUGAACACUGAAGAUGGCUUUAGGAUCGGAAUGGGGGUGUUGAACUAAGAAGGUGUGGUCACGUGAGGGAGGUUCGGGGGGGGGGGGGGGGGGGUUGACAACAAAAUUGCUGACAGACCAUCCCUGCUGGAAGGUAGCCAGGAGGUUUUUUUUCCAUUCACUUAGCUGCUGCAAAUUUAAAAUGUGGGAUUGGGGGGCCUAUCUAUUCGUUGCAGCAUAUUUGCCAACAUACAUAAUUAUGCCGACAGGAUGAUGAUGAUUUUGGUGACAAAAAUGAUUAAUGGGGGUGUAAGCCCCCACACCCCAAGCGACAUCCAUGGGGGACCCCAAAGUAGAAAUUCUCGGAGAAUUUUGAAUGACUUUUGGUUUCAGGAUGAAGAAAGGGGUUUUGUUGUGUUUUUGGAAAAAGGUAUCCUAAUAUGCCUACUGGCUAUUGGGUUUUUUUAAUUCAUGUACAUGUAUAUAUGUGAUAAAGAAAUAUUGUAUUUUAUUAUGCAUGACCGAUAAUUGUUUUCAAUGGCAGAGGAAGUUAACAGAGCAGCGGCCCUCCCAUGACUGGAAAGAGUAAGAUUGCCUCACGUCCCAUCCGUGUAGUCUGGGUUCCAUACAUACCAAGGCCAACAUGUGAAUUGGGUUUUCGAACCAUACAUUUGUUUCUCUCUUUUAAAAAAAAAAGUUGGCUAGACAAGUGGACUUCAUUCAUAACCUUGCACGUUGAGAGUUGUUUCUAAGAUUUGAAGAAUUUUCGUCCAGUGGAUUAAUUUGUCCUUAAUAUAAUUGUUGUCUGACAACACGAUAGUGGUGGUGUUAUGUGAUUUUUUAAAAUGAUAUGGUAAGUUCGAUACAGUAACCCCUGAUUAACAGGUACUUUCAUUUAUUCAUGAUUGUUCAAUAUGUCUUGGAUAUGGAAUUACUAAAAUAACAUUGUAUGCAUGCAAAGGGCGCCCUAUUAA